This is a messenger RNA of Scleropages formosus (Asian bonytongue), 2607 nucleotides long. RefSeq names its product chromosome 8 C17orf75 homolog (gene c8h17orf75). The coding region runs from base 298 to 1464 and encodes 388 amino acids. The transcript has 10 exons. The record is from RefSeq and is a predicted model, not a curated record. Gene Ontology annotation, cellular component: trans-Golgi network. NCBI's taxonomy places the organism in Eukaryota, Metazoa, Chordata, Actinopteri, Osteoglossiformes, Osteoglossidae.
GUAAAAUGCUUAGGAUAUUUAUAGUACUCAACAUAAUUUUCAGUUAGAUCGUAAAGUUCUAACUCCAUAAUUCCUGGCUACAUUUUGAAAUGUUUUCUAUUUGACAGAUAUUAAUAUAACAGCAACAUUGGAACCAUUCGCCGGGAGCCGGUGUGGAACACGGACACUUUAUCGGUGGAACCCUCACUAUCAUAACAAUCCGAUCGUUCGUCGCUGUGCGGCUGUGCAGCUGUCAGUAGCAGUGAGGUAGCAGCUGGCAGGAGGCGGGAGUCGGCAGUUGGCCGAGACCUGGUCGAAAUGUUCACCUCACAGACCUCCUCUUUCCAGGACUCCAUUGACGUGGAAGAAAAGGACACGGAUUUCGACAACGAAGAAAUAACGCAACAAUUAAACUGUUAUUAUUCGAUCUAUUUCUAUCAAAACAGGGCUGACGUAUCUGAAGACCAUGUGUCUCAGGGCCACAGAAGAACAGAAUCUACAACAAGUCAGGAGGAGUUCAGCCUGUCUCUCGUGGACACCAGCUUGCCCGCGGAGGCCGAACCAGAGUUGCGCUGCUAUAUUUCCCGGCGCCUGAGCAAAGGAGCCCUUCUUGGGGGGAUGGGCAACAUUGCCACAGUGGACCUCAGCUUGCCAGAACAGGCAGUUGGCUGCUACUGCUGCCUCCUGGAGCCUGAUAGAGCCCAAGAUCAGGCUGAAGACGAGGACAACGGUGCCUAUGUUGUGUGCCUCCUAGGUGGCUCAGAGAAGGGCCUCAAUCUAUUCAGACUAGAACUGGACAAGUAUGUGCAAGGCCUGCGUAGCAGUCUGAGUCCUGAGCUGCAGAAUCUGGAGACUGAGAUCAGACCCUACCUCAGCCGAUGGUAUGAAGAGUCUGUUAUGCACGUCCACAGAGUGGUGCAGCUAGUCCAGGGAGACGUUGCCUACUUGCUCCAUGCCGCUCUCAGUCACACCCAUGUGGAAGUUAGUGGAGCAGACGAGAGAACCGAGAUGGACAUAGCCAGGUUCAUCAAGGCAGCCAGUCUACAAGGCCUGGCUACAGAGGAGGCCACUGCAGCAUCUUUGUGUAAAUCCCCCACCAAAGAGUCGCAGGUGGACCUGCUCAUCGACUGCUCCUGCUCCCCGCCAGCCCUCACCAAUGCAGUCAGUAACCGCUUCUGCGAUGACUGGAUCCAGGCCUUCCUGAAUGCAGCUGAGCGCUGCAACCCAUUCUUGCUGCGGCAGAUCUUGGAGAACUUCAAGCUCAAGGCCAUUCAGGACAUGAACAACCUGAAGAGAUUCGUCCGCCAGGCAGAGAUGAGCCACUAUGCACUGUUCCGCUGCUGCCUUUUUCUUCAGGCCUGCGGGAAUGGCGAUGUGUUGUUGCGAAAUGCACGGGCCGAGCACAGCGGUCUGCCUGAGGCCUGCAGCAUCAUCCGGGUGCUGGAGGAGUUCCUCGGCGAGCAGGCUCAGGGUGUCCGCUGCUGAUGUACAGCAGAAUAGCAGCAAAGGAGCUGGAGCUGAGAUCUGAUUACGUUUAGGGUUCAGGUUUUGGAAGCAGCCGCUUCUGUUGUAUCCCUGAGUGGAAUACUCUUGUUGAACUAGAGUUAUUAAAGUAAGAGGUUAAAUUGACACGAGUCACUUGGAUAAAAUUGUCUGCUAAGAAAAUAAAUUACUGGACAGUAAGGGAUAACAUGACAGAAAUCCUUGCUUUGCCAUCCAGGCUCAUUUGUAGGCCAUGGGGAUAUAAAUACUUCCAUGAGGCCAUACUAAGCCACACUGUCAGCCUCCAAUAAAAGUAAGGACAGAAAAUCACAUGGUAUCUCAAAUAUUACCUUUGAACUGUGACUAAGUUAAGGACCAAUUCCUACCAUUACUUUUGUUGUUUCUAUAAAUUAGUUAACUUGCAUGUUAAAAUAAGUGUAUUCUGUUCCAGCUUUUAAUUUUUUUUUGAGAAAACAAAAAACUGAAGGGAAAAAUGUAUCUUGAUGUCAACCUGUAGCAAAACAGUCAUUAGCUCUUUGCUGUCAGCUCAGUUUCCUUAGUAUUGAUGCAGACAGUGGUCAUUUGUUUGUAUUCUGUACUUAAGCUCAAGUGUACAAAACAUUUGUGAUGAAAUACUGUGUAAUUUCCACAAAUUUACAUGCAUGCACUACAGACUGUGUUUAGUACCAAGAAGUUUGCAUUUGAGAUAAUGCAUUUUACAGCUGUGAUUUUGUUAAAUGAUGUACAUGAUUUUCUGCAUCCUAAAGUUUUAUUUGAUGUUGUUAUAUCCGGUAAUGAAGACUACAUUUAUAUUUACCUCUUGAGGCAUUUACUGCUUGAGUUAAAAUAAUGAACCCCUUCCAUUGAUAUAUGAUGCUACGUCUGUUUACUUCUGCAGUAAAGGGUCUCGCCAACAAUGUAUAUUUUAACAGUAACACUGAAAGAAACAUGUCACUUGAAAGUCAUGACAGUGGUGUCAUGUGAUGAAGGUUCAGCUAAUGAAAGUGAGGUUCCGCUGACUGACAACACACCACUUAUGUCUAACCCUGCUAACGGCGCAUGACCACCUCACCGUGCAAUGCAUCAUUUCUUUUGUGUAACAUUGUCUUUCAUGAAGCGGUGACGUAAUAUAAAUAAAAACAAAUG